This is a messenger RNA of Perkinsus marinus ATCC 50983, 680 nucleotides long. RefSeq names its product 60S ribosomal protein L18A-2, putative. The record is from RefSeq and is a predicted model, not a curated record. Gene Ontology annotation, biological process: translation. Lineage: Eukaryota; Perkinsozoa; Perkinsida; Perkinsidae. The coding region runs from base 36 to 563 and encodes 175 amino acids. Gene Ontology annotation, cellular component: ribosome; cytosolic large ribosomal subunit. Gene Ontology annotation, molecular function: structural constituent of ribosome. The transcript is spliced from 4 exons.
CUCAGUCGCAAUGGUCAAGACGGAUCUCUAUCAGCAUGAAGAUGCACGUGUACCAACUUGUUGGUCGGGCUGCUCCUUCCGUUAAGAACCCCAAGCGUAAGAUCUUCCGUAUGAAGAUGUUUGCUCGUAACUCUGUUGUUGCCAAGUCCAAGUUCUGGUAUUAUAUGAAGCGUAUUACCAAGGCUAAGUUGACAGGAGGUGAGAUGCUUGGUAUCACUGAGUGCUUUGAGAAGCAUCCUACUACCGUUAACAACUACGGUAUCUGGCUUCGUUAUGACUCUCGUUCUGGCACUCAUAACAUGUAUAAGGAGUACCGUGAUACCACUCUUACUGGUGCCGUUGGUCAGAUGUAUCAGGAGAUGGCUGGUCGUCAUCGUGCUCUUGCUUCUAAUGUGCAGAUCAUUAAGACUGCUACUUUGAAGAAUGAUGAGUGCCGUCGCUCCCACAUCACUCAGUAUCACUCUGGUGCUAAGUUCCCUCUACCUCGUCGUAUCCCUCGUACUUCCCUUAAGUAUAAGAAGACCUUCCGUGCUGGCAACAGACCCAGUGUCUUCGCUCAGUAAACCAUUACUACCCCUAUCGACUAUGGAAUAUUGACAACGACGCUGGCAUUGACGUCUUAGGAGGAAGUAGGCUCUUACUAAUAGUUGGCCUUGCAAAUGACAAUCCAACCUGCCAAA